Messenger RNA from Aspergillus calidoustus, 984 nucleotides. The record is from the annotation of a GenBank genome assembly. NCBI's taxonomy places the organism in Eukaryota, Fungi, Ascomycota, Eurotiomycetes, Eurotiales, Aspergillaceae.
AUGACAACAAUGAAAGCGAUCGUGAUCUCCAAAUUCGGCGGCCCCGACGUCCUCACCAUCCAGGAUGUGCCGAAACCGACCGCCAAAGAAGGUCAAGUGAUCAUAAAAAUUAAAGCCUUUGGAAUCAACCACGCAGAGAUGUACAUGCGGCAAGGCGACUGGGCCGAAUGGAUGCCCAUCAGCGGCAUCGAGUGCGUUGGCGUCGUCGACUCGUGCCCGGGCGGCGAGUUGGCAGUAGGCACGCCCGUCGCGAGUCUAAUGGGCGGGCUUGGCCGCACGAUCAAUGGGAGUUAUGCCGAGUAUACGUGCGCGAAUGUGUCGACUGUUGUUCCGCUGGGGGAGUCCGGGCUGAGUUGGGCGCAACUUGCUGCGAUCCCGGAGACGUAUGCGACGGCGUGGACGUGUUUGUUUGGGAAUCUGGAUCUGAGGAGUGGGCAGAAGUUGUUGAUUCGUGGGGCAACGUCUGCGCUGGGUCAGGCGGCGCUAAAUCUGGCCGUUGUCAAGGGGGUACGUGUUGUUGCGACGACCAGGAAGGAGAGUCGCUUUGCGCAUCUGAAGGAGCUUGGUGCCGAGCGGGCAGAACUCGAGGGGCCGAACUUGUCUGAACGUGUGACGGAGAAGUUCGACGCUGUUCUCGAGCUCAUUGGAAACAGUACAAUCCUUGACUCCCUGAAAAUGCUCCGUCGCGGUGGUAAAAUGUGCCUCGCGGGGUUCCUGGGUGGAUUGGCUCCAGUUCAGGACUUUAAUCCGCUUCUGCAGAUGGCGAGCGGAGUGCACUUUAGCUUCUUUGGGAGUUUCGUUUUUGGACAGCCGGAGUUCCCGCUGUCGGAUGUGCCCAUGGACAAGAUUGUGAAGAUGGUUGCGGAUGGGAAGUUCAAGGCGCAGCCCUCACGGGUCUUCCAGUUUGAGGAGAUUCGCGAGGCGCAUCGGGUGAUGGAGGCGAGUGAGGCGAUUGGGAAGAUGGUUGUUGUUGUUGAUCAUUAG